Messenger RNA from Neurospora crassa OR74A, 2285 nucleotides. It is a transcript of the gene rho-3, whose product is annotated as small Rho-type GTPase. Gene Ontology annotation, biological process: small GTPase-mediated signal transduction. Lineage: Eukaryota; Fungi; Ascomycota; Sordariomycetes; Sordariales; Sordariaceae. Gene Ontology annotation, molecular function: GTPase activity; GTP binding. The transcript is spliced from 5 exons. Bases 779 to 1402 code for a protein of 207 amino acids. The record is from RefSeq and is a predicted model, not a curated record.
CUAGAAUGGGCCAGCGGACGCCCCCUGCACCGUGCGGAGGAAUAGGUCGACCGACGAGUCCUGCCUCGCUCCAUUCCAAUUUCGCUGACCUCAUCUCCGACUUCAAUUUCGUCCACAAGUUGCCUCCUUCACUUUAUACGCUGUCGACCAAACUCCCUUCGCUUUUCCACUGCACUUCCUGAUCCCUUUUUGCCCUUCUCUUUUCCCUUCUUUCCGUUCCCGUCCUGUUCUCUCCCCCCGCCCGCUGCCUCACUCCCAGCGACUCACACUCUCUUGCGGCGGCAUACGCACAACGACACAGUUUCAAGUUUUCCAACUACUUUCCCUCGAUUACGACCUGCCCAGCAUUCCCCGUUGCUGUACCCCAGAAACCCCGUAUCGGCCUUCCUCUACUUUUCUGGUUUGGCUCCUUUUCGACCGACACCACUGCAACCCCCAUCGAGCCUCUGCUCCGCCGCCGCCGCCGCCGCCGCCCCCCUCUUUCCACUUCGUCAUUAUCAAUCGGUUUGCGACUUCCAGCGAAAUAUAGUUAAACGUCUGCGGCUCGUUACUCCAGAGUCUCUAUUGCCUUUCAGUCGCCUGCCAUCCUUAUUCUCAUAUUCGAUCCCGGUAACCCUUUUCUUUGAAGAAAGCCAAUUGGGGACAUUCAUUAUCGAGCUCCAGACGCAACUAAAGGGGGUCCACCAAUCCACUGCGUCGCCCUUCUUCGAGACUCGGAAACGGCAAUACUGCAACAGCACAACUUCUCAUUUCUUUUCUUCUUCACAAACCAGUCAAAAUGCCUUGCGGACUCGGAGGGUCGAAAACAGUGCAGCGCAAGCUCGUCUUGCUCGGCGAUGGUGCCUGCGGAAAAACCUCACUGCUCAACGUUUUCACAAGAGGCUAUUUCCCCACUGUAUACGAGCCGACAGUCUUCGAGAACUAUGUGCACGACAUUUUCGUCGACAAUGUCCAUAUUGAACUGUCAUUGUGGGAUACCGCCGGCCAGGAAGAAUUUGACAGGCUACGAAGUCUAUCAUACGAUGACACCGACUUAAUCAUGCUUUGCUACUCUGUCGACAGCAAGGACUCGCUCGAAAACGUCGAAAGCAAAUGGCAAGGCGAGAUUGCUGAAAACUGCCCGGGCGUCAAGAUUGUCUUGGUCGCGUUGAAGUGCGACCUGCGCGAGGCGACCGAGGACGAAGAGGAUGGCGGAGCCAACGAGGACGGUGCUCAACGUGAGAAGAAGCCAAUGAUCAGCUACGACCAGGGCCUGGAAGUGGCUCGCCGGAUCAAGGCCCUUCGAUAUCUCGAAUGCUCCGCCAUGCGAAACCGGGGAGUCAACGAAGCCUUCACCGAAGCAGCGCGUGUCGCUUUGUCAGUGAAGAAGGACCGGGAGGAGUCGAAGUGCGUGGUCAUGUAAGACGGCUGACCGAACAACCCGGAUUAUGGCCCCAGCAUAGGCCGUCCUCUCGAGCAUUGCCUCGAUGCUAGGCAACAAUGUGUUUUAUACGUAAGAUCGACGCAGAUCAGAGCACCGCUAGCAAACACGGGCAACCACAUUUAUCUCCCCGACCAGCUCAUUCACGCUAUCGCCCAAGAAGGACGCCUUUACGACGCCGAUACCGGACGUUUUUGUCUACGAUGCACACGAUUUCGCAACCAGCAGUGGUUCCCUUACCAACUUUUUUUUGUUUUCCGCCACCGGUUUUCGCUCUUGUCUUACUGCAUCUUCUGGCCUCCUCUCUUCGAGUUAUCAAUAUCCUGUCUCGGCGUGUUGUCGGGGUGGUGACUGGUGGAAAAUUGGAGUUUACAACAGCAAAGUUUUGUUUUCCUAUUUUUCAUUUCUGCAUUGUACAUAAUUUGGUCGAUUUUCUGGAAUCUGCAUAUACGGACGGGCUAGUGGGGAAAGACUCUGAAGACAUGUUGAGAUGGACGGGGAACUCUUUCAACACACGACAUGGAAGGUUGAAGUGGCAUAGGGUUGCGCUGGAGGAAAUUUGUUUGACAGCGGAAAAUAUAGCUGUGUUCAACCGCUAAUUGAGCUGCUUGAGCAGUCGCUGAGAGCUUGGGUUUUCGUGGUUGUGGAUUUGAUGUUAAGAGGUCUAUGUAACAACUGUCUUGAGCAUUAUUAUUAGGAUGGGGUGCUGAUGUUCAGUGGCCAUAGCAACAGUCUACGAUAUGUGCCAAAUCCCUGUAUCAUGGUCUGCCAGUUUAGAACAGACGCUCGUGUGUAUAUGUACCCUUGGCUUGAUAUUUUUGUCGCGGAAGUCGAGCUUUCAAUCGAGUAACUGAGCAUCUCCGAA